AUUGAGAGAUUUCGCCGGAUCCGGAUCCAUCUGGUUCUGUACCCACCAUUCGUGAGCGUCGGACGACCGGAACUGUUGCUCAGCCAUUGAGAGCUCUCCAAGGACACCUGUUUCUAAAGUGAUGUACCAGAACAUACGUCACCAGGCUCACCAGGCCAGAGUCAGGCAAGAACUAGGACUCAAAAGACUGGAGAUCAACAGCAUCUCGGCGAACAUGGCGGACGGCGCGGUGACCGGCGUGCCUCCCCUGCCGCCACGGUACCGCUUCAGGGACCUCAUCCUGGGAGAGUACGCCAGCCAGGACGAGGACAGGGUACAGGUAGAGUUCUACGUCAACGAGAACACCUUCAAAGAACGUCUGCAGAUCUACUUCAUCAAGAAUCAGCGGUCAAGUCUGCGUAUUCGCCUGUUCAACUUGGUGAUCAAACUCCUGUCCUGUGUGCUGUACGUCAUCAGAGCCUGUCUAGAUGUGGACCCAACACAAGCGAACUGCCAUGGCUGUAAUAACACUAUCAACUACACAUGGAUGGAGAUCAACUGGGCCCCCCUGGUGUGGGUCAACAGGUCCUCCCCUACAUGGGGCAUACAGGUUGCAGUGGCAAUCAUCAGUUUUUUGGAGACCAUCCUCAUCACAUACCUUAGCUAUAAGGGCAGUCUUGUUCAGUCUGUGUUUAACGUCAGGUUCCUGCUAGAGAUGAUCAACACAGUUCCCUUCAUCGUCACAAUAUUUUCGCAACCCCUGAGGAACCUGUUUGUGCCUGUAUUUCUCAACUGCUGGUUGGCUAAGUCAGCCCUCACCAACAUGUUGAAUGACUUGAACAGAGCCAUGCAGAGAAGCCAGUCUGCACUAGCCCAGCAGGUCAUCAUUCUCAUAGCCACACUGUUGUGUUUAGUCUUCACAAGCAUAUGUGGAAUCCAACACUUUGAGAGGGCAGGGAAGAACAUCAACAUGUUUGACUCCUUCUGGUUUGUGAUCGUGACCUUCAGCACAGUGGGCUACGGUGACAUCACCCCGGAACUCUGGGUGUCUAAAGCCAUGGUCAUCAUCAUGAUCUGUGUGGCACUCAUCAUCCUACCCAUCCAGUUUGAGCAGAUGGCAUUUCUGUGGAUGGAGCGUACCAAACAGGGUGGAAGUUACUCCCGGCAGCGAGCGGAGAGCGAGAAUCACGUGGUGGUGUGCGCCACCCAGCUGCAGACUGAUGUCAUCAUGGACUUCCUGAACGAGUUCUACGCACAUCCAAAACUGCAGGACUACUUUGUGGUCUUGCUGGCCCCAUCAGAGCUGGACAACAACCUGAGAAGAAUCCUGUCUGUCCCUCUCUGGGCCCAGAGAGUCAUGUACAUCCAAGGGUCAGCUCUCAAGGACCAGGACCUGGUCAGAGCAAAAGUGGACGACGCAGAAGGAUGCUUCAUUCUUGCCUCCAGGAAUGAGGCCAACCCAGCUGCAGUAGAUGAACACACCAUCCUGAGAGCCUGGGCUGUGAAGGACUUCGCCCCCAACUGUCCGCUCUACGUCCAGAUCCUCAAGCCAGAGAACAAGUUUCACGUCAAGUUUGCAGAGCAUGUGGUGUGUGAAGAUGAGUUCAAGUUUGCCCUGCUGGCCAACAACUGCCUGUGUCCAGCCAUGUCCACUUUCAUCACCCUUCUCCUGCACACAUCCAGGGGACAGGAAGGCCAGGAAUCGUCGGAGGAAUGGCAGAGAAUAUAUGGGCGCUGUUCUGGGAAUGAGGUUUACCACAUCAGGCUGGCUGACAGCAAGUUUUUUGGAGAGUAUGAGGGGAAAAGUUUUACUUAUGCCUCCUUCCAUGCACAUAAAAAAUAUGGUGUAGCCUUGGUUGCCAUUGGAAAAGAUGAAGUGACAGGAAUCAAGCUAAACCCAGGCCCAAAGCACAUCAUGAGGAAAGGAGACAUGUGUUUCUACAUGGCCAUCACCAAGGAGGAGAACUCUGCCUUCAUCCUGGCCAAGAAACAACACGAGAAGGAGAAGUCCAAGUUCAACACAACUCCUCGGAGCACCAGAACACACAGCAUUAUCGCUGGAGCGGGUACGGUUGCACUAGAACUCCAACGCUCCCGCCCGUCCAAUGCCAGCAACCAUGCCCUGUUGUCUCCACCACAUAACCCAGACAAGCGCCCAAGUAUCGCUGACGUCAUGGAAACCAUGGAACCAGAGUACAUCCCAGUACCACUGGACGAGCCAUCCGAGGACGAGGCUGACCAACACGACGGGAGGGGAGAUGUCGCUAUAUUAGACUAUGUGCAGGACUACCCACCUGUCCAGCCGUACAUCGGCUACACCUCCAUGGUCUGCCACCUGAUGAAGGAGAAGGUGCCAUUCUGCUGCCUGCAGCUGAACAAUCCCUGUCAGCACAACAACUUUGAAUAUGCACAUCAUUACAAAUGGCCGAACAAGUCCAUCAUCGUGGCAGCGGAGUACGCCACCCCUGGUCUCUACAACUUCAUCGUUCCCCUGCGGUCACAGUGCAGACCCAAGAGGGAACUCAACCCCAUUGUUUUUCUUCUGGAGAAUUUGCCAGAUGAGAGAUUUCUUGAGGCUAUUUGUUGCUUUCCAAUGGUGUACUACAUGGUUGGAUCUAUCAAUAAUUUGGAUGAUUUGCUGCGGGCCGGCAUCAUUCACGCCAACAAUGUUGUUGUUGUUGACAAGGAGAGCUCUAAAGCUGCAGCAGAGGACUACAUGGCCGACUCAGGCACCAUUGUCAAUGUGCAAACAAUGUUCAGGUUAUUCCCAAGCACCAGCAUCAUAACAGAGUUGACACAUCCGGCUAACAUGAGGUUCAUGCAGUUUCGCGCCAAGGACUGCCAAGCCCUCAAUGUUGCCAAACUGGAAAAGAAAGAGAAGGAAAAGGGCUCCAACCUUGCGUACAUGUUCAGACUGCCAUUUGCUGCAGGGAGGGUCUUCAGUGCAAGCAUGUUGGACACACUGUUGUACCAGUCAUUUGUUAAGGAGUACAUGAUCACGCUGGUGAGAUUGCUGUUAGGACUUGGCCACACCCCUGGUUCUGGGCAUCUUCGAUCGAUGAGGGUGACAGAGAAUGACUUGUGGAUCCGGACCUACGGUCGGCUGUACCAGAAGCAGUGCUCCUCUAGCUGCGAGAUCCCCAUCGGCAUCUACCGCACAGAGAGGAAACCUCUGGUGGGAAUGGAGGGGAUAUUAAGACCUUUUCAACGACACAAGAAACAACGAAAAAAGAAGGAUUUCUUCGAUGAGGAGACCAGAUCACAGAAUUCCGAACGAGAGCAGUUGAGAGAGUUAGUGAAGAGCAGAGUCAAGGACUUAGGUCUACCAGAGGAGCAUUAUGACGACCUGCAUAACAGAAGAAGCAGUCUAUCAUACGUUCUCAUCAACCCAUCUGAUGACACAAGGCUAGAGCUCGAUGAUGUCAUUUAUCUCUUGCGGCCAGAUCCUCUGUCCCCUGUGCCUCCACCCCGACCGACCCAGAUGAGAUCUCCCUGCAGGAGGACGGCAGCAUCAGGCCGACUCAUCGCACACGGUCUCCCGAGAACCGCAAGGCACAGCCUGUUAUGGACCCAGAACUUGGAGACUUCCACCUCAUCUCUUUUGUUUAGACAGUUUGGAAGAGCCGUGUUUGUCGUGAUAGGGAGACCUGAUGAUGAACUUUAAGCCACAAAGUAAAGAAAGAAGCGCACAAUCUGGUGUUUAGGAGGCUCUGGUUCAAGUGUAUCUUAAAGAAAGUGUAACUUACAGAAAAAAAGAUGUAACUCGUGAACAUUUCCCUUAAAUCCCGGACUACUUUUCAAGUUUGCAAAAGGUUUACCUCAUUAUCAGUGCUAUAGCAGUUUUAUACCACCGAAACUAAUGUGUCACUUUGUGCAAUAAAUACAACUGUGGCUUAAAUUUGAACCUAACAGUUUGCUCCAAAAACUAUCCCUUUCCUCUCUGAUUAUACGACGGUUGCCAUUUAAUUUCUGUCUUCCACAUGUUUAGUAUUUUAGACUAAAUGUCUCUUUAUGUUGUAGGAAGUAUUGUAGCUGGAUUUUUAUAUUCUCUCUUGAAGCACAGUAACUGUUACAGUUACGGUAGAUGUUUAUUAACAGGUUGUUCCUUCAAACAUGUUAACUUUUAAAAUUGAUACAUUUGUUUUGUUACUUUUUGUUGUAUAAUAAUUAUUAUUCAUUGUCUCUGGAGCUAAGGAACAAAGGCUUCUACAAGUAUUUUAUUGUAGCUUGCACUACAUCACAGUAAGCAUUGUUAAUUAUGCACUUAACUACAAUCCUCAUCAAAGCUCAUAUGGAUGAUUCCUAUGCUUUUUUGCAAACACGGAGAGAAAAUUUUCAGAUAUUUUUACAUACAUGCAUUCACGCAUAUCCAACAUGUUAAAAAUACAAUAUCCUCGUGGUGCAGUACUUGAUGUAAUAGAAGAAAAUAGAUACUCCGUAAACCCAAGAGUCUGUAACAUGCUAUGGGUAUUUGAACUCUUUAUUUGUGGCUAUUGCUAUUCACAAAAAGUUAUCAUUGCGUGUAUCAAAUUUCAUUGUGAGCUUUAAGGACCUUGAUAACGUAUAGGAAAGGGUGAUUUUUGAAAUUUUUGUUCAAGGAGGGAUAAUCGCAUCUGUUGACUUGUCAAUCCCUGCUUUUUCUUGACCAAGUCUGCCAUACACUUAAUGCUGUAAACCUGGAAAUAAAUCCAUCCACGUGUUGUUACUUGAAAACAAACUUGUAUGCGUACAAGAAUCAUCGUAGUUGCACUAAUGUUUUUGGUAUACUUCCAUAAAAUCCUAAUAUUGUCAGGAUGUGUAUGUAUUCUGCA
This is a messenger RNA of Branchiostoma belcheri (Belcher's lancelet), 4790 nucleotides long. Its product is annotated as potassium channel subfamily T member 2-like. Gene Ontology annotation, cellular component: membrane. The record is from RefSeq and is a predicted model, not a curated record. Gene Ontology annotation, molecular function: intracellular sodium-activated potassium channel activity. Gene Ontology annotation, biological process: potassium ion transport. Lineage: Eukaryota; Metazoa; Chordata; Leptocardii; Amphioxiformes; Branchiostomatidae.